AUGUAUGCCUUAUUUCGAGAAGCUAUGUAUUUGGUCGAAAAUGGAUACGCUACUAUGGAAGAUGUCGAUCGAGCAUGUCGCAAUGGUGUCGGUAGUUUUAUCACUUUUGUCGGGUGUUUUCGAUGGAUGGAUUUAACUGGCGUUCCAGCUUAUCAUGCUGUAAUAAAAGAUUUAUUUCCAACGCUUUGCAACAGAACAGAUGUACCAAAAUUGAUUGACGAUGUCGUGAAAUCAGGUGGACAAGGUAUAUCAAAUGGUAACGGCAUUUAUCAAUAUUCACCGGAAGAAGCUCACCUGUGGCAACAGAUACAUCAAGAAUUCAGUUACGAUAAUCUUCAGCUGGCACUCAAGUAUCCAAAUAAUUUGGUCACAAAGAAACUAGAACUAAAAGACAAAGAAAAGUCGAAUUCGGACAUUGUGCCCUAG
This is a messenger RNA of Rotaria sp. Silwood1, 426 nucleotides long. The record is from the annotation of a GenBank genome assembly. NCBI's taxonomy places the organism in Eukaryota, Metazoa, Rotifera, Eurotatoria, Philodinida, Philodinidae.